Molecule: messenger RNA, 381 nt
Organism: Haemonchus placei
Lineage: Eukaryota; Metazoa; Nematoda; Chromadorea; Rhabditida; Trichostrongylidae
Source: the annotation of a GenBank genome assembly
AUGUAUCUCAGAUGUUUUGAUGCAAUGGUUCCUGUAUUUCUAUACAUGAACCGUUACCCUAUCGGGACGAAAUUCGCCCUGGUUGCCCACGAAGUAAUUAUGAACACCCAAGCGACCACUGUUGUCAUGGAAUUGGGCGUACGGCUAACGACAAUUUGCCUCCCUUCGGCUGACAUAACAAAGGUCGUGGAUCAUUCACCAAAAUGGAUACUCCUUACCGCUCAAGUACCGCUACCACUCAUUGUUGCUACACCCCUCUACUGUAUUUUCGAUUUUCAGUAUCGUCUUGAGGGUGCGGACGCCCCAGUACUUCUUACUGCUUAUGAUGUCUCCUAUGAUGCUGUAAGUAACAAUUUCCUACGUACUGAGCAGAUGGGAUAA